AUGCACUUGAAGGGAAAGCGUGGGAUCUCGUGGAGCUUGUGCUUUCUGGCCCUGACCUUCUUGCUUGGCUCGGCGGCUUGUGGCCCGCCCUGGUGGAGGAAGGGUCGGCCGAGGAAAAGGCACCGAAGCUUUGCGGAGGUGGAGCUUCUGUCUCGUUUGGCGGAGCUGCUGAUGCCACGCCUUCCCAUAGGCGAGCUCUUCCGAGACUUCACUGUGAAACCGUCGCCGGCAUGGGAUUCGCGUUCGCUGAGCCCGGGCAUCGCUGUGUUCGGCGUGCUGCAGAACGAUGGUGCAGCUCUGUUCGUCGACUACGAUGGCAGCCAUCAGGGCUCGGAUGGGCCGGGUUGCAAUUCGACAAAGCAACACAAGACAAAAGCUCUGCUCCGCUACGCACCUGAGGGCUCGUGCGUGCUGCGAAUAGGCCAUGCAACAGGGAACUGCAGAAGGCAGGAACAUUCGGCGGAUGCGAUAGUGAAUACGUGGCGCGACGGGCAUGAGCCGUCGCUGAUGAAAGCUGUUAGCCAAAGCGUCUGGGCCCUUCUCAGUAGUUGCGACAUCGCGCUUCGAGAGGACGUGUCUCAGCGUCUCCAUACCUUCCAGGUCACCGAGCCGAAGCCAAGAUUCAACGAAGCGCGCAAGUUUGCAAGCAAGGCAGUGCUCGUCGGCGACGUCGAGAACAAGGAGGCCCAGGUGUUUGCCUUUCUGCGAGAACAUCUGAGGUUCUCUGAAGCCCAGAUCCAGGCUUUGGUGGAUAAGUUUCCGAAAAUCUUGCGCAUCAGCAUCGACGACAAGUUGAAGCCGACGGUGAGCUGCUUCGAGGAUCUUGGUCUUAGCGGACAGCAGGUGACCAAAGUCCUUCUUGGUCACCCUCAGGUCUUGCGCUUCAACAUCGAGGCCAAUCUGAAGCCCACGGUGGCCUGGUUUCAGAGUGUGGGUCUGAGCCGAGAGCAGGUGGCCAAAGUCGUUGCAAGUUCCCCUUUUGUCUUGGGCUGCAGCAUCGAGGAAAAGCUGAAGCCGACUGUGAAGUGGCUUGAGGAUGCUGGACUGUGCAGAAAGCAAGUGUGCAAAGCCGUUGCUGGCUUUCCUGGAUUGCUGGGCUUAAGUGUCAAGAGCAACUUGAAGCCGAAAGUGGCCUGGCUGCGGGAUCUGGGGUUGAGCCGACAGCAACUGACCAAAGUUGUUGCUAACUUUCCACAGUUGCUCGGCUUAAGCAUCGGCGCGAAGCUGAAAGCCACAGAGGCCUGGCUUUGGGGCGUCGGGCUGAGCCGAGAGCAGGUGGCCAAAGUCGUUGCUUGCAGUCCUUCGGUUUUGGGCUACAGCCUCGAGGCCAAUUUGAAGCCCAAAGUGGCGUGGCUGGGGGAGGUUGGGCUGAACCGAGAGCAGGUGGUCAAGGUCGUUGCUGGCUUUCCACCAGUCCUCGCUUGCAGCAUCGAGGCCAAACUGAAACCGACAGUGGCGUGGCUUCGCGACACUGGGUUGAGUCGGGAGCAGGUGGCCAAAGUCAUUGGUCGCCUGCCUCAAGUGUUCGGAUACAGCAUUGAUGCCAAGUUGAAGCCCGCUGUGUUGUGGCUACGGGAGGUCGGAUUGACGCAGCUGCAGGUGGCAGGAGUCAUUGCAACCUUCCCGCAUGUGCUCAGCCUCAGCAUGCAGAAUAAUCUCUCUCCCAAGCAUCUUUUCUUGCUGGAGCACUUCACUCGUGACGAACUUCGAGACAUCAUCAGACGUCUCCCUGCACUUCUGGGCUAUAGUUUCGCUCGGCUGCGUCAUCGUCUCCAGGUGUUGCAAAAGCACGACGUGGUGUCAAGGCUGACUGCUGUCAUGACCUGGACGGAUUCCCGCUUUGCGGAACGGUUCCCGUCUUGA
Messenger RNA from Symbiodinium sp. CCMP2456, 1863 nucleotides. The record is from the annotation of a GenBank genome assembly. Lineage: Eukaryota; Dinophyceae; Suessiales; Symbiodiniaceae.